UAGCUUUUGCGCAGUUAACGGUGUGCAGUUGGCAACGGCGCCCAUUUCUCCUGUUUUGUGAACGAAUAACGAAUGCCGGUUGUCGACCAUCAUUCGAUCUUUGUCAAUAAUUUUGUGGUGCUAGGUGGCAAAAUAAUUUUAAUUUUCCAAACAUCUGGGUUAUUCUCGAACCACAAUAACACAUUCUUAUGACCUCAUGAUGAAUUUGAGCGAAUGGAGGCCUCAGGAGAGCAUAAUAAAAAACAUCGAAGAGACUUUGCAGUUAGCAUUAGUACCAAACAGCGAUGCUCAGAAAACUGUUCAGGACAGGCUAAUUCUUAUGAAAAGUUUGACAGACUUCCCAAAUUAUCUGUUAUUCAUUUUGGGGAAUCCAAGUUUUUCCGAAGAUAUCAGAUCCCUUGCUGGAAUUGUACUGAAAAAUAACAUCCAAACAUCACAUGCUACGUUGAGUGCCGAAUAUUUACUAAAAAUUAAAAGUGAAUGUCUUCGCCUAUUGAAAGAUCCUUCAAGGGAAGUAAGAAUCAGUAUCAGUAACAUCAUUGUGAUAAUCGCUAAAGAUAACCUAAAAACUUGGCCAGAAAUAGUUCCUUACCUAACUAAAGGAUUUGUCGCUCAAGACGAAUUCAGUGAGGUAGCAUUAACAACAUUAUUUAAAGUGUGUGAAGAAUUAAUCAACAGUCAAAAACCCCAAGAUGAAAUUUACAAGAUAACCAAAGAAGUUUUUCCAAAAUUUGUAGAAUUUGUGGGACUAGAAAAAUGUAACGUUCGUCAAAAUAUAGUGAGACUUACCAAUCAGUUUCUUCAAGAUUAUUUUUUGGUGAUGAAGCAAUCCAUUGACUUAGGAAUAUAUUUACGCCAUGUUAUGCAGCUAGCUAACUCGGAAGACCUGGAAAUACAAAAAUGUGUGUGCCAUACCUUUGUUAUUUAUAUUGACAAUCACGAAGAGACACUGUUGCCCCAUCUGCAUGAUAUAAUAUGUUAUUUAUUAGAAAAGUGCUAUCACCAAGAUCAAGAUGUAGCUUUGCAAGCAUGUGAGUUUUGGUUAGCUUCAACUAAAAUUAAUACAUGUAAGGAUAUUCUUACACCGUACAUUGAAAAACUACUUCCGACUCUCUUAAAAAACAUGCGCUAUUCUGAUACUGAAUUAAAUAUGAUUAAAGAUAGCUUGGGUUCCGAUGCAAAUAAGAAGGAUCUAUCAAAGGACAUUUCUCCAUUUCAUUUUAGGGACAGAAAUAAUUCAGCUGAAGGAGAAGAGUACUACAGCGAUGAAGAGGGUGAAGACCAAAGUGAUGAUUUUGAUGAUUUCUAUGUUGGAUGGACAUUGAGAAAGUGCAGUGCAGCUUCCUUAGACUCUAUAGCGGUAAAGUUUGGUGAUGAAAUACUUCCCCUUCUUAUUCCUCUUAUUAGUGAAAUGUUACAGAAUCCUGAUCAUUUGAUUAAAGAAUCAGCCAUAUUAGCGUUAGGUGCGAUUGCAGAAGGUUGUUUCAAUGGUUUAAAAUCGGAGCUGCCAGAACUUGUUCAAUUUUUAAUACAUUGCAUGAAUGAUGAGCAUUCUGUUGUGAGAGUUAUUACGUGUUGGACAUUGAGUAGGUAUGUGUCUUGGAUUGUGAAUGUUAGAGCAGAUAACCCAGAAGAAUAUUUUGUACCUGUGAUGACUAUACUGUUAAAACAUUUUGUCGAUGAGAAUAAAAGGGUGCAGAGAGCUGCCAUCUCUGCUUUUUGUAUAUUUCAGGAAGAAGCUCAGUUAAAAUUAAUUCCUUACAUAGAUUUUAUUUUGGAAGGUUUUAAAUAUGGAUUUGACCAAUUUCAUUGCCGUAGUUUGUAUUUGCUAUAUGAUGCUAUAGGAGUUUUGGCGCAGUCUGUUGGUAAUAAUUUAAGUAAAGAGGAUCAUGUCAAUAAGUUACUUCCACCUUUGAUGAACAAAUUUACUGAACUCAAGAAUUUCUAUGAUGACCAUUUUAUUGCAGUAUUGGAAUGUUUGUCUAACGUUAUACCUGCUUUGGAAGCAUCGUUUGUACCUUAUUCUGAAAUUGUUUAUUGGCAUUGUUUACAACUUAUUAAUGACACCCUAAUUGCUUCAGUUAAUUAUCAACAGAAUCCAAAUGAAUAUGAUCCACCAGACAAGGAACCUAUGAAUGUAGCUCAUGAUGUUUUGUACAGUAUGGCUCUAGGAUUAAAAACAUAUUUUGUGAAAUAUGUUACAAACAGUAAUCUUAUAUAUUUGCUGUACACUACAAUGCAAGACAGUUCGAAUUUAAUCAGACAAACUUCUAUUGCUCUGUAUGGAGAGCUAAUAGCAUUGUGUUAUCCAUUUUUAGCUUCUAGUGUCAAUGAGUACAUUCCAUUGAUUAUUAAAAAUCUAGAUGAACAUACUGAUGGGGUCUGUAAUAAUGCUGCUUGGGUGAUUGGAAAGUUGUGUGCUGUGAUGGGCAAUGCAAUCCAACCUUUCCUUCCAGAAAUCCUUAAUGCCUUUGUUCAUAUAUUAAGAACACCAGCUGUAGCUCGUACCAUGCACAAAACUGUAGCUAUUUCCUUAUGCAUCGUAUUCUAUGUGUGCCCCGAUGUGACUAUUCCAGAAAUGGAUGUGAUUGUUAAGAAUUGCUGUAUGUUAGUGAGAAAUGUUAGGGAUUCAGAUGAGAAGGAUCUUGCUUUUCGAGGCUUGUGUGAGGUGAUUAUAAGGCAUCCAGAAUUCAACAAGAACUACUUCAUCUUCUUUUGUGAUGCUGCAGCUUCCUGGAUCAAUAUCCGUGUAGAUUUGAAGCAGACAAUUCGCAAUGUUCUAUUGGCAUUUAAACAACAAUGUGGUGAGGAUAACUGGCACCAAUUUUAUUGUCAGUUUCCUGAAGCUCUUAAACUUAAACUUCAAGAGUUAUAUGGGGUAUGAAAUAAACAAUCUACAAAAAACGGGGAAUUCGACAUAUGGGUGGGAAAGCUUGAGUGCACCUGCCUUGAGUUUAUCGCGUAAUAGUAUUUAAAUAUCGUCCGUGAGGGAGGGGCGUCUUGCCGGUAUCUUAGAGUCACGCGUUAAUAAAAAAAUCGAGAAGGAUUUUUUUAGACAGAUUAAUUUUUUUGUUUUAUGGGUAGUUUCUUAGUAAAUCAACUAAAUAAUGUUUAUUUAAUUAUUUUUAAGAUAUUUUAUAACAAAUAUGGUAAUUUACAUUGUGUAAGUGUUUUUAUUUAACAAUUUCUUUGUCACAGAAUUGUACAUUUAAGACUUGAAUUAAUUAAUUCAUCUUUAGGUAAAUAAAGGGAGACAUAUUGCCAUUUUAGUUUUCUUUUUUAACAUCUGAUAAUGCUUUAAGUACUUUUACACGUCACUGUGGAUGUAUUUCAUUUAUAGAUUGAAACAUUUUUCACUUUUCUGUGUUCAGGUUUACUGACUUUAUCAUUGUGUUUCAAAUAACUGGCCUUAAAAGGACUUCAAAGAACCUUAAAACAUUUUGAAAAACAAAGUGUGUGAACAGUUAAUUUUUAAGUGUGAAUAUUAGUCUUUUUGUUCGCACUAUUAAAAAUUUUGUAUUACAAAUAUAGGAUUAUUUUUCUGUUCGUUAAUUUAUGAGAAGAGCUAAAACAUGAUUUUAGCUUACCUGUCUCUGUCUGUGAUAGUACCUAUCUAUAUUGUACAUUAUUUGUUAUAGCUUUAUCAAGUUUUCUAGUCAAUAUUUAUUAUUCACUUAUUAAAUGUUUCUAUUGUUCUCUAUUUUAACCAUAUUUGUAGCCUCAUUUUGAACUUUCUCCUAUAUUUGAUAAUCUUAUCUUCAAAAUAUUUACAUUUCGUCGAAACAGUUUUGUAGGUAUUAAUUUUUCACAUUCAGUAUGAGUAAUAAUCAUAAAAAGUAUAGGUAAAAUGGUAUUAAGUUUUUAACGUUACAUUUAAAAUUGAUGUAAAAUUCUGUUGUAAAAUGACUUGUUGAUAAUUACACUAUGUUCUGUUUAAGUCAAAAAGUUAAAAGACUGCUAAAAUUAGUUACUUUUAGUAAAAGACUGAUGUAUAUUUUAUUAACAAUUCCAUUCUCCAAGUGCCUUCUCUUUCAUGAAGGCUUGUCGAGUCUUUCAUGAUAUUCUAAUUCUGGUUGAAUUUUUUCAACGUAAAUCAUUCAAAUUAUACCACCAGUAGAAAUUUUUCUACAUGUUGAUUCUCUUCUUAUUGUAUUACUGUAAGUAGGAGCAAUCUUCUAAAAGCUAAUGAAUGUUUUCUACUUUUAACCCAUUUCUAAUCGCUCUUUUAUAUAUUUAGUGAAGGUCAUUUGACUGAAUUUCUUACAAAUAAGGACAUUCAAAUACUGAUUCAACUUCUUCCUUGUUAUAAUAUGAUAUAAAUUUUGGAGUCUUCAACUUCAUGUGAUUCUGAGGUUCCUCAAAUAUCACUUCCAUAUUUUAAAAGUAGUUGUAGGUAUUUACUAUUUAUAUAAUUUAAUAUUGUGGACUUUCAAUUCUCUAACUAAAUGAUCUGUAUUCCUUAUUAGUGUUAAGAUUUUUAUAUCAAGUAUUUUCUAAUAGGUAAGUAUCUAAUAACCUUGUAUUUUUAUAAUACUCAAAAUAUUUUUUAAAACUCUUGCCACAUAGAAAGUUACUUUGUGUCGUUAAGAUGUGAAAUAUUUUUGAAAGACCUCCAAAAUUUGCUCAAAUUUCAUAAUAAACACCUUUCCUCAUACUCUUAUAUUUCCUUCACUUCAAAAACAUUGGAUUAUUCAUGGUAUGAAGAACAUAUUUCUUCAUCGUAGAUUUAUACUUAUCAAAAUCUGUUAUUUACUUGAAUCAAGUAAGUACUUACUUAUAUCUUAAAAAAAAUUGACUCACUAGGACAUAGCUACAUUUGAUAGAUUGUCAUAUUUGUUUGUUUAAAACUUUUUUAUUAUUAAUUCUUAAUGUCAUAUAUCUUGAAUUAAUGGACGAACUUUUAUGCUACAAAACUGUAAAUCUUGACAUAUUAUACAAUUAUGAAGAUCUAUUAACAAUAGAUCUUUUAUAUAAAUUCUAUAUAAGGGAUUUUUGUAAUUUAUUAGAUCUUCUAUAGUUUUCUACAAAUAUAUCUAAUAUAUUCCAACACUUUAUUUCACAAGUUUGAGAUUAAUGGUGUCAUAAUAAGCGUCAUUGUUACUAUUGCAGGAAGAUUUUUUUUCUCUAGAUUCUAGAUUUAUAAUAAAACAACACUAUUUUUAAUAUUCAUAGAAUUUUCCUUUUGCUAAAACAUCAACUUCCUUUGCUUACUCCAUGGUGGUACAACUUUUAGUGGGUUUUAGCUGACUGGACAACAUGCCUCCUUUCCUGUCUGUCUUGUGCAAUCUCCAUCCAAUUCUCCACACCCGAUAGCUUUAAAGUCUCCUGCUAUAUUAUCUCGCCACCAGAGUCGAGGUCUUCUUCCAACUGAAACUUCUUCCCAUACAGCUGUACUAGUCUUUUGUCCAAAUGUCUUCUGAGGUGUCCAGUCUAUUGGAGUCUUCUGGAUUUUAUUUCUUUUACUAUGUUGGGUCUGGAUAUAGUUAUUCGAGCCCUUUGGUAGUUUUUAACCUAUAUUGUCUUGAUUGUUUCCAUCAAGCACAGCUCCAAAAAUCUUUGUUAGGAUUUUACUUUCCCAAACAUGGAGUUACUAUUAUUUUGAUUAGGAUUUUUAUGAUCCAAAGAUUUUUCAAAUUUUUCAAUUGAUAACAUGUGGCACACAAAAUGCAUUUGUUAAAAUAUAUGUUUACAUUUUUUUCUAUCUAUAAUAUUCCAUUUGCCCUUUAAAUAUUGUCUGAUACUGACUUGUGCUUCAGGUCUUUUGUGGUUGAUCUUUUAUUAUGAAUAUAUAUCUUCUUUAACCUUUACUGGUGGUUGAUUUGCUUUGUACUAUUUUGUUCAAAAUGAAUAUCAUUAGUAAAUUUUAGAUAUCUCAGAAACUUGAUGUUAAUAUUAAUAGGUACUGUAAAGUUAUUAUAUCUUCUUCAUGUACUGUGCUCGAUUAUCAAGCGUUGGCUAUAGUAAUUUUGUUAACGGCAGCUCGGAAAAGGGAUGCAGAAGAUCUGUUAAACCAUUCUCUCAGGUUUCUAAGCCAUGACUGUCUUCUUCAACCUGACCUGUCUCUUCCAUCUACCUUAUCUUGUAUUAUCAAAUGGAGUACAUAUAUUAUAUUUCUCUGAGUGUAAUCACUUUCGGAAAAAACUCGCUUUAUUAAAUUUCUCUUUAGCGCAACUUGAUUGGUUUUUGCAUAGCUCAUGUAUUUAGCCGAUUUGCUAGAUACUGAUUUAUAUGCGAUAUAAUUUUUUCUUGCUACAUGACUGUUAUUAAGUGAAAUAUUAGAUUUUUCUGCUAUUUCGUUUUUGAAAUUUUCAUUUUUUUUUGUAAAUACAGCUUACCGAGAACUUGUUAUUUGUCAAAAUUUGCUGUAAAACCAUUUUGAUUACUAUUAUGAAAUACUCUGAUCAUUAAUGGUAGACUAUACACAGUAAAGGGUGUUUGUGAAGGUAUUAUUAAACAAUAUCAUCCCUAAUUUGAAGUAUUCGAUCCCCAUUUAUCACAAUUUAUUUCAUUAUAAUUUCCAUACUUAACUAUAAUCAAAGUGUAUUGAUUAGUUAAUGCCAUCCAUUAGCAUAUCUUGUUGGUAUUUAAAGCUUAUUAUCUUUAUUUUAGUCUCUAUAGGCACUUUGGUCUAGAAAGUUUUAGCUUCUCAUUUUUUAUGUGUAUUUUGGAUAUAUCAAUAUUCGAAUUAGUUUUAUUACUAUUGUAAAUUGUAUUUUAUAUUGGUUUCAUGUAUUUUUGUGUUUAUUUAAUGCUUGUAGAUUUUAAAUUUACAGAAUGGUGAUUUGACCUUGUAGACCACUGUGACUUGCAAGAUCUUUUAUGUAUAACAUAUCUUUGUAUUAGUCCAAAAGAUGUAUACAUUUGGAGCUGCAUUUGUUACCUGAUCAGGCACUACUUAAAAGAACAAUAGUGAUGUCAUCACUGAACAACUAGCUUCAGUUGCAUAUGUUUCCCUCUACAUUUUCAUAAAAUCUGAAUUUUGAUCUGUCCACUUUAAUCAUUUGGCAGAGAUAAUAUCAUGAGUUAACAGUGUCCAGUGAUAAUACCUGUGAUUACCUCUGAGAGACCUUUUUGCUUGCCCUUGACCUGGAAUAUUUUCCCAGUAAGCUGCACUUCUUCCUUGGUAAUCAGUUAAAAUUAAUUUUGUUAUCUACCCAAUCCUUCUUUUGUGUUACUGUACACACAUGAUUAAAUAAAUGUGCUGUUUAAGAAUUCUUCUAACUUAUUUUUAGGCAUUUGAACAUUUUCUCAUUUACUAGAGUCUAAAUAUUUAAUAGAUUAACACUGAUUAUCAACUAGUUCAUGUUUGCAACUGUCUGAACAUACGUGUUAUGGUUAUAGUAUAUUUUGGGCAUUGCAAAUUGUCGCUGUUGUCGAUCUGUAAGUUUUCUGUUGUUUUAUGUUGUAAAUAUUCUAUUAACUCUCUUUUCCAUCAUUCUUAUUUUAGAAUGUGAUGGUAGAUAUAUGUGAUACAUCCAUGUCACAUUGCAAAUUUUGUUUUGUCAUUAGUUCUAAUGUCUAGUUGAUAGUUUCCUAAUAUUUCUGUGCAUUGGGCUAGCCUUUUUUAAUUAUCAGUCUUUGAAUACUGAUUCAAACAAUAAUUUUCUAUAAAUUACAUAAAAUUAAUUAACAACAAUAAUUGUAUGACAUCUAAUAUUAUAUAAAUUAAUAGGUAAUAAUUGCUCUUGGGUAGAAACACCCUAGAAAAGCAUUAAUUUGUUAUAUAUGACAUUAUUUUUUGAAUAUCUAUUUCAGCACAUAAUUGGAACAGCCUUCCCUUUCUAUUUGCUUUAAAGAUUGCAAACAAAUGCCUAAGCAUUUAUAACUUUCUUGUGGUUGUUAGUUUUCUUCACACUCAUCCCAAUAAAGUGAAAUCAAAUCACGUUAAUUACUUCAGGAGUGUUUUACGUUUCCUAGCACAGUUAUGUUGUUACAGCCACAUACGUACUUAAAUAACGCUGGAGAUUAUUCUGAUGUUUCAUAGAUACCGGCUCCUACCCCUUCCUGGCCCAAAUACCAUGCUGAGCCUGCCUCCAGUCCUCCUGUGGUACUAGUGGUUUGUGAUAUUUCAUGUGUAUGCAUUCAGAGCUGUGCGUCUAUAAAUUCAUAAAAACAUAUCAAAAAAAAUGUUUUUGCUAAAAAUAAGCAAUUUUCAUUUAUGUAUAUCCUAAUAUUUUAAAUGUUAAACAAAUAUAAAAAAAAAUAUAAAUUUUUAUGACAAAUUUUUGUCAUGAAUAUAUUUUGAGCCAUAUAGGUUUAUUUAUAAUUCAGAGUUUUUGAUGUAUUAGAUAAUCCACUAUAUUGAGAAACAUGGCAUUGCAAGUUUUAUACAGGAUGGUAUAUAAAUUUUAAUAUUACAUGCUUGUGUGAAUAUUGCAAAAGAUAGGUUUCAAACUAAUAACUCCUACAUGGCUUAGAAGAACAUUUUAAAAAAUAUUUUGCUAAAUUCAGAGUUUCCUCUGAAUAUGCAUUUCUUCUGAAAUGCUCUGCUAGUGUAUUUUAGUUUAGUAUCUGACUAGAAUCAUAUCUCAAAACUUUUGAUAUUUUUUGUUGUUCUGUUUAAUAUUCUAGAAUAUUCUAGGCUUUUAUUUGUAGAGAAGGUUUUUAUUUUGAUUGUCGAAGAAUUUUUCAUUUUAAUGAAAAUGUUUCUUCUUGAGUAUGUAAUGAGUGCCUAUCUGUAGCAAAUGUUGGCGAUCAUCAUGACAAUCUGUUAUCUUAUGCAGCUGCUCGAAAAAGCUGCACAUUUGUUGUGUUGAACCAAGUUCUGGCUUCUUUAACCAGGAUGUUCUUUCUGGACCUUGCUUUCCAAAUAUUUUUCCCUGUAGGAGGGCACAUCUGAAUACAUACAGUGUGUUUGAAGUAUUGCUACUUUCAAGAUUGGAUGGUUGUAGUAUUGUAACUUUCGAGAUUUGAUGGUAGUCAGUAUCUCUCGGUUCUUCCCCAUUUUUCUGAGGACCUUCUUUAUCUGUGACUCGGUUAGUCCAUGGGAUCUUAAGUAUUCUUUGAUAUAGUCACAUCUCAAAUGCUUCCAGUCUUCUGCACAUAUCUUCAUUCAAGGUCUACGUUUCAAUGCCAUAAGAAAGAACAGACAAGACGUAGCAUUGCAGUAUUCUUAUUUUUAUACCAAGAGAGAGGUGGAUCUAGCUUAUCUCCUUAUUGCUGGUCCAUUCUUCAUUUAUUAUGGUGCCGAGGUAGUUGUAGUGCACCACUCCUUGUAUUGAGGUUUGGUGUUGAUGUAGAGUUGACCUUAUGUUAUCGUUUUCUUGCUAAUUAUCAUGAGCUUUAUCUUCUUUAACUUUGUUGAGGCCAUAUUGUCUAUAAUACGUAAUUUCGUUCAUAAAGACUUAUAUGUCUUCUAGGUUGAUCACAAAUACUAUGGUGUCAUCUGCAUAUUUGAUGUAUUAUGAAAGUGGUCCUGGCAAUUAUUAUAUGAAUUUUUAUUUAAUUCGUUUAUUGUAGUUCUCAAAUGAAGGUGAUUUGUUACUUUUCUGAUUGUAGCAACAUUUAUACUAAUGUGUAUGUUAUAAUAUUGUAAGUAUUAUUGCAUAAUGUAUUUUAUGCCAUAACUGUUUCAGGUAGUAUUCAUAAUAUAACAUUCCUCUUGACUAUUAUUCCUUCGCUUGCUUGCAAAAAUAUUCCUGGCAGAUUGUUUUCACCAUAAACAGUAAAGAGCAAUGGUAAUGCUAUGCAUUUCUGUCACUCUCCUUUAAGUAUUCCUAGUUAUUGGGAUAUCCGAACGUUUAUUUUACUUUUUGAUUUUAAUAAAUAUUCAGAAUUAUAGCACAGGUCGUUAUUAUCUAUGUUCUUACUUUCUCUCACUAUGUACUAUGUACUUACUAGAAAUUCUUCUCUCAGUUUAUUCUGGUAUAGGUACUCUUAUCGUACACUUUUUCAAUUUUAGCAAGAUAUGUCAUAUUUAAUAAUUUAUACCCAAAUAUCUUGUAUUAACAUCUUCGAACGGAGGAGGGCAUUUCUAAUAGCCAGUCAUUUUUUGAAUCUUAUCUAUGUGCAACUCAUAUCGAUUUCUAUUUAAAUUUAUUAUCAGUUCUAUGUCGAUAUUUGAUAUAGGUUAUAGAUGAUUUUUCAAAAUAUCUUUGAAAACAAAAAUUAGAAUGAUUUAAUGACAUCAAAGGCAUCUUGGUAUGAUAUUAUCGAAACAAGUAUACUACACUGGUCACUGCGUUCCUUGCAUUGUAUCAUAUGCUUUGUACUCUGUGUACAAUAUUAUAAUAUUAGUACCAUCUACUUACUUAUAAAAGAAAGAAAAAAACAGAAAUAUAUAUUCUUUUUGUACGACAUGGUGUAGUCUGGAUAUCAACAUUCCAGUUCUUGUGAUGUUGAUGUCUAGCUGUCAUACCACCUCUUUGGCGUCUUUCUAGUGGUCUUUUUGUGUUGGGUUUAUGUGUUUUUGUCCAUUUCGAGAUUCUUCUUGGGUUCAUUACAUCUGAUGGGACUCUUACUUGGGUAUAACUAUUGAUUGGAUCUUUUCGUAUGUUAUUAACAUGUUUAACUUGUGUAUUGCUAUAUUGAAUCUGUAAAGUGUAUUGAAUAUAAAUAUAUAAGAAUAGAAAAUAUUUUUCAAACAUGUUCCGAAUCCAUGUAGAACUUACAGAAAAUAUAUAUUUUACCACUUCCUCGUUCGCACCACCAUCCGAAGACUAAAACGUUGCACAACCAUCUCAGUAUAAAAUGGAUUUAAACUCGUUAACAAUUCAAAAAAUUGUGUGCAUUACAGAAUGUUCAGUUAAUUGUGGUUUGAACAUAUCCAAUUAUAAGGCUGUAUCCAUUGUUUCAUAUAUUAUAACUAAUGUCAGAAUGAAAUGAUUUCUUUUGGACAUUUGGACUUCGUAAAGAUAAAGUCACAUUUUUAGUUGAUUUCAUGAGAAACUACCCAAAUAACCGCGUAAUAUUUCCGUACAUCUUCCGCGGGGGAGGGGCGUUUGCUAAAAUAAAAUAAUAGAGUCACGCGUUCGGAAAAUCGUGAGAUUUGUUAGUUUUUUUAACACGUUAACUGCCUUACUGAAAUACUUAGUACUUUGACAUUUACGGCGAUACAUAUCCCCGGGGAUAUGUUACCUUAAUUACUCAUAUGCGUUACGUAUCCCCGGAGAUAGCAAGUAAACAAAAAUCCACGAGGAAAAUAAAACUCAUGUAGCUGGCUGUAUACCAUAAAUCACAAAAAUACUAAAUCCUUUGUAAAAGGUAUAUUUAAAGGUGGGAAAAUCCCUUCUAAAUAAGGAUUACAUUAUAUCACAACGUUUUCGGAUUAAAAAAUCCAUCAUCAGUGUUAAAAAGUCAAUAGUGUGCAUGCCUGAGUCACCAAAAUGUUUUGGGUAAAAACCCUUUAAAUGUUGAAAAGUAUUAUAAUUUACUACAUAUUUUUAAUAAAAUUUUGUGAUGUUGCAAAUAUUCCUGGAUAUUACCCAUGGCAACACAGGACUCGUCCUACGUGGCUGGAAUGUAAGAAUAAUUGAAACCUCACAUAUUGGAGUUGAAAGGCAAAUUUUGUGGUGUUACAAAUAUUCCUGGAUAUUAUCCAGGACACCACAUGACUCUUCCCACGUGGUUGGAAUGUAAGGAGGAUUGAAACCUCACAUUCCAAAGAGUUUGGGUCCAAACUCUUUGGAAUGGUGAGUCCAAAGGGAAGAGUCCUUUGUUGCCUCAGGUAUAUUGGAGUUGAAAGACAACUUAAAUAUAUGAGGUUUCAAAGGUUCCAACCACGUGUUGCCCUGGAUAAUAUCCAGGAAUAUUUGCAACAUCACAAAAUUUUAUUAACAAUAUGUAUGUAGUAAAUUAUUAUAAAAAACAAAAUGUCGAAACCCAAAAGACUCCCAUUUUCAAACAAAUAAAUGUUUAAAAAUAAAAUCUUUGGAUUUCUUAGUUCGUAAACAGAUUCUCUCUGAUACCUAUUCCCAUCCUUCUAAAAAUUGCAAGGAAAAGGGUGAUGAAUGUAUAGACAUGGGGAGUCUACAUAGUUGCACUCCACAACAUAUCAAUUCACCGAGGUAAAGAUCAACAAAUCUGCUUCCUGCUACUCGAUACGUGAGUAAAACCGUGGGUAGAUAAAAGGCAUUAUAUUUAAUUUCGACUCAGAGAUCAUUACCAUCUUUCUAUGGACCAUUUCGAACUCUUUUGUUCUCAUCAGGAAAGCAACUGUAAUGAUGCUUUGAAUCGAAAAAUAAAUACCUUUGCCAUGCAUGCCAAUUACAAAAUAUAAUUAACAUUAAGACGCUAUAGCGACCUCUAUUAACGUAAUGUCGAAACCCAAAAGACUCCAUUUUCAAACAAAUAAAUGUUUAAAAAUAAUAAAAUCUUUGAAUUUCUUAGUUCGGAAACAGAUUCUCUAAAUUAUAAUACUUUUCCACAUUUAAAGGGUAUUUACGCAAAACAUUUUGGUGGCUCAGGCAUGCACACCAUUGGCUUUUUAACACAUGAUGAAUUUUUUAAUCCGAAAGCGUUCUGUGAUGUAAUGUAACCCUUAUUUGGGGACUUUUAAAUAUACCUUUUACAAAGGAUCUAGUAUUUUUAUGCAAGUAAAUCUUUACUUAAGAUUUCUCUUUGAUCUGAUGGUAAUGUUUUCUUUGAAAUGUGUGUAGAACAUCUACCAAUCGUUUUCUGAGCUUUUGUUUCAUUUGAGUUGAGUUUCAUUUGUUAACAUAUUUUAUACUACGUUCACUACCAAGGUAAGCUCCAAGUCACACUGAUCAGUGAGUGUCGUGUCAUUUAAAAUUAAUUUCUAGCCAAUGACAAGUUAUGACGACACGACAAACUCACCAAUCAGUGGGAUCUCUAGCUUAGUUUAGGAAUGAACUAGUAUAGAUAGACAAUUCAUCGAGUAUUAUUUCACAUAAAACAUUUCGAAACUGAAAUAUUUUUAACAGUUUUCUUAACAAAAAUAUACCGAUUAUGAAAGGACAUCGCACACAUAUGGAAAAUAUUAUGUCACUCAAAUUCAAUAAAAUUUAGAUUUAUAGAUUCGUUUCCAAAUUACAAUAAUUGCGCCAACUCUGAUUCAAUUCUAAUUCAACACAUUUUUGAAGUUCAUAAAAUUGUCAUUCAUAAAUACUUUUGGUCUAGUUGCUAUUGAAAACAACUUAACCGACAUUGAUCUAAGCCGACUAGACGAACUAUACAGGGUGUCCCCGAAAAUAGUGCGUUCCUUUAAGGUAUGAAUAUAAUACACAAUGUAGAACAAAAAAGUCCUAUAACAUUUUUUUCUAAAGUUAACCGUUUCAAAAAAAAAUUACAUUGUUCUCCAUAUAAGCGAACUUUUAUUUUCAUAAAAUUUAAAAAUUUGGCAUCACUGUACAAGAACUGUUAGUGAUUUUGGUUAUUGACACCAGAAAAAUGUAGGUCAGACAGGUACACCUGCAAAAUAAUUAUACCACCCCAUGUUUGAAAAUAACAAAACAAGAAUUUGUUUGUUUGUUUAGGAUGAAGACAGGGUUUAAUGUAAAUAGUAAAGGCUAAUACUGCAACUAUUUUUGAAUUGUGAUUGUCUAUGUUUAGAUUUUUGUAUACAUAGUUGUCAGAUUUCAAUUUGCACACCAAAAUAUAUUUUGGUUUUUUGUCCAAACGGUUGAAUUUAGAAAAAAAAAUGGUGUAUUACAGGCGGGUUUGCCAUAUUUUGACCAUUCUGUGAAUUAUCCUAAAUAAAUCCUUUUCUAUUCCACAACAGUUAACAGCGAUAAUCCUCUACAAGUGCCUGCCUAAUACUACCAUUCACGGACGCUGCCGUGAAGGAGCGGCAACGUUGUCAAGAAACUCUUAUUUCGUUUGCAUUGCACUAUAUUCCGUACACUGCAUCGCAUGUCUGAAAUAUACUGUACUUUAUUAUCUCUAAGAUAAGAGUAAGCCUCUACCUUAAUACUUACAGAAAAAUUUAUGAACUGCCUAAACACAAAAUUUAUUUGCUCCCUUUAACUCACGUAGGUACAUACACAUUUGAUUUUAAAUUUACGACGUUAUUAAUUAAAAUUCAGACUUGCGCAAUGCUAUGAAAUUAUUGUAAUUUCGAGUGGAAUCUAUUCCUGUAAAUUUUAUUGUAUUUGAGUGACAUUAUAUUUUCCAUAAUAUGUGUGGGGUGUCCUUUGUUAAGAGAGUUAUUGAUAAUUAAGUGCCAACAGAUUCAAAUUGGAAUAUCCCGGGGAUCUGUAAAGCAGUUAUCGUGUUAAUUAUUAUUUUUUAUUUGUUUUUAUUAUUAAGUCGCGUUUUAGUAUUUUAGGAAUUCGUUCGUUCUAAGCGUAAAAGAAAAUAUUUCAGUUGUUAUCAACCCUUUUUGACCAAAAUUAACGAAUGAGUAAAAGUUAUUUACAUUUUACAACUAAAAUAUGUACCUAAAUUUAAUCCGUAUUAUUUUAAAUUUUCUCAUUCAUCAUUUAUGCGCCAAAUUGAACGUAAAUUUCUAUUGUUCAAAUGAGCGUAUAUUUUUUUUUUCUGAAAAACCAGUACUUUCACAUUUUUUUUUUUAAAUUCUGGUCGAGUUUUCUUAAUCUCUAUUCGAAUUAUAUGAGAUUCUGAGUUUUAAGCUCAAAGCUCUUUAUUGUUGCUGUUAUAUUUUAGUCUAUCUAGUUAAGUGUCUUUUAAACAAUAUUUGUUAUUGUGUUCUUGUAAUUUUAUUAAAAAAAUAAUAAUUUUUAGUGACAUUUUCUACAAGACACAUUAUGUGUUUAAAUAACCAUGUGUCUUGAUAAUAAUUAUAUGUAUUUAUUUAUUUGUAUCCAAAUUUUAUUUAUAGAACUGUGGUAUUCUUACAUGAAUUUUGAAUAUAAUGGACCAUUUCUGUAAAGCUGCUCUUCUGCAUAAUACAAUGGAAUCAAUACUAUGCUCUCUCACCAAACAAAUCGCAAUUUGAGGUCCACUUUUGUUAUAAAUAUCGUCUGUUCCAAGGUUGUCAUUAUUUGAGCAACGUUAUACAGACUGUCAAAAACAUUUCUUGACAGGUUUUAUUUGUAAUGACUUCUAAUCGAUAAAAUUUUAAGAAUAUGUUAUUUCUUUGUAAUUGUAUGACAUAGUAUCUCUGAACUCUUGAGUUUGAUAUUUUUGUCUUCUUCAGCUUUUCCCUUUUUUAGGGGCCUCUAUUCCUUACCCUUCGUCAUCAUUCAUUUCUAUCCAUCGUGUCUUCCUUCGCCAUAAUCAUACCAUAGCUUUCAUAUUGUAGAAUAGUUUGUUUUCUACAAGCUUUUUCCUAACCCAGUUUAAAUCUGUAAAUCUUUAUCAUACAUCAGUUCUUAGUUUAUAUAUUUUUUAAUUCUCUCCUAGUUCUUUAUUUUUCCAUUUUCUGAUUUUAAAUUUUCUAUUAUUAUUUUCAACAUCCUUUUUCCUUCUGGUUUUAGGUCUACCGUUUUUCUUUGUUCCUCCAAUUCCAGUAACUGUAAUAUAUAGGGUGGAAGGCACUUCCGGAACAAAAUUAUUUCUAUCCUUGUGUUAAAAAUUUUUAAAAAGCGCUAAGACCCGUCCUUUUUAAAUAUACAUAUAAACUUUUUAAACCAAAAUUUGAAUGUACAGGGUGAUUCACGCAAGCCUAGCAUAGUCCAUAAGCUUUAUUUUUAAUGGAACACCCUAUAUAUUUUUAGAUUUUUAAAAUCUGCUUAACAACCUGAUUUCAACGAACCUUAUCAUGUAUUGUGUAUUAUGAAUAAUACAGGGUGAAAUUUUGAACUUAGUGUGGACACCACUUAUGGAAUAAAAUUGUUUGUGUCCUUAUUUCAGGAAAUUAUAAAAAACGGUAGGAUAUUUCAACUUUUAAAUUCAAAUAUGCAUUGUGUAAAUAUAAAUUUAAAUAUACAGGGUGAUUCACACAAGUCUAGUAUAGUCCAUGAUCUUUAAUUGCAAUGAAACACCCUGUAUAUUUUUGUUUUUAGAAUCUUCUAAACAACGUCACAUCAAAAAAGUGUAUCCUGUAGGUAUGUAUAAUUUUCGUCAAGAUAUUAAAUAUGUACUUACAUAAAAUUUUGAAGUUAAUAAAAUUUAUCAUACUUUAAUAAUGAUUAUUUUUUAAAUUAGCUCAAUACAUACAUUUUCUAAAUUAAAUAUAAAUCAAAAUGUAGUAUAAAGUGGUAUAAAUAAAACAAAAGGGUUUUGUAUUUAAUGUCUUGACGAAAUUUAUAAGUAAUUUCAAAAUUCACCAUGUAUUAUUCAUAACGAACCCUACAUAAUACACUUUUUUGAUAUAAGGUUGUGAAGUAGCUUCUAAGAACAUAAAAUAUACAGUGUGAUCCAUUAACACUAGGGAUCAUGGACUAUGCUGUACUUGCGUGAAUCACCCUGUAUAUUUAAAUUUAUGUUUGUAAAGCGCCCAUUUGAAUUUAAAAGUUGACAUGUCCCAGCAUUUUUUAUAAUUUUCUAAAAUAAGGACAUAAACAAUUUUAUUCCAUAACAUGUUUGCAUACUUAAUAAUUUUAAAAUUUCACCCUGUAUUAUUCAUAUCAUAAUACACGCAACAUGAUAUAGUUUGUUGAAAUCAGGUCAUUAAGCAGGUUUUAAAAAUAUACAGGGUGUUCUAUUAAAACUAAAGCUUAUGGACUCUGCUAGACUACAUGAAUCACUCUGUACAUUUAUGUUUAUGUUUAAAAAGUGCAAAUUUUUAUUUAAAAAUCGACGGGUCUCAGCGUUUUUUAUAAUUUUUUUGAAACAAGGACAGAUAUAAUUUUAUUCCAUAAGUGCCUUCCACACUGUAUAUAUUUUAAUAUCUUUUUUAUACUCUGCCUCCAUGUUUAAUAUGAGUAUUUUUGCGUUAGUGUUGUAUCAUAUUUCAAUAUGUGGGUUUUAGGUAUUCAGCAAAAUGGUUCGGGUCUGGGUUUUUCUUCAUUUAUAUAUUCUUUAUCUAUUUUAGCUUUUAGCUUAUUUUUCCUAGUCUUGCUUAGAAUGCUAGGCACGGGUGUUUUCAUUUCUAUAUGAGUCCUGAUUACAAUAAUAAUAUUGAACAGUAGCGGUGACUGUCACUUGUCCCACUUUUCACCGACUUUGCUUUUCGGUUUCUUUACCUUCUAUCGUAGCUUGACAAGUCAUUCUUAUUGACUUUUUACUGAUUCGCAUUUUGUUUGGUGUCUUUUAUUUCUUUUCACUCUGUCGAGCUUAUUUGAAUUCAAUGAAUAGGGUUACCGAGAGAAACUCGGUAUUUAUCUAUAAUUACCUUCGGCAAAUUUUCUACAUUGCUGUCUAUAGGUUUUUACUACCUAACUUUAGCCAUUUAUUAUUCUUACAUUGCAAUUUUUAAUUAAGUGCCCUGAAAUUUGCCACUUAUGUUUUCAUAUUAUAAACAUUAAAAUAAAAAUCAUAUCUGAAUAUUUGUAAUAGAUGUUAAGAAACAAUAUUAUUUUUUUCAAAAAAUACUUCCUGAGUGGGAGUAUUGGUUUUUCGAAUAAUAAAUUAACCUUUGUUAUAAAUUAGUAACAACCACUAGCUUAAUGAAGUCCUAGUAGUAAUACUAAUUCAACUCUUCAUUAUUAAACAAAAUAUGUACCUAUAAAGUGAUUCAUUUGACAAAAACGCUAUAUAAAUUACUUAAAUUAAUGUUUUUGUUUGUACAAUUAUUAUAAUUUUGUUAAUUUUGCAGUUCUUUAAAAGUUUUUGCAUGCUGGACUAGAGCUGUCGUUCGUGAAGAGUACUAUAAGGAAGUACUUUACCGACAACAUCUGACUAGUAAUUCCUUAUUGCACAGUAUUUAGUUUUAUGGCUGUUCAUGUGUUCAAUAAUACCUCAGUAUUUUAAAUAUCAGUUCCUCUGGAAAUACUUUCUAGAAUUACAUCCAUUUAAGUUCUUUUGGUUUAGUCUAACAAGUUAUCUAAUGGAUUCAUAUUUAGUUCAGCGGGAUGCUAUUGUUGGAGGUGUGAAAUUAUAUGAACAAGGAAUCAUUGCAUAAAACAGGUAGAUUCCUUGUUUAUGGAAUUUCACACAGCGAACAAUAUAGCACCCCGCUCAGCUAAAUAAUAAAUAAUCAGUCUCUUGCUUGUUAGACUUUUAAUUCAGUCAAUUUGUACUCUAGGAGCCCCCUAAUGGGAAAGUUUUGGGGUAGUUCUGAUUUUUUUCAUUCUAUACUUAUUUUGGGGCGCUGAAUCCAAAUAUGAGGUUCGCGGACAAAAUUUCGUGACGCAACAUUGAAAAAAGCGAAAAAUGUCUGCUUUUUCCCGCUUAUUUGCUUAAAUCUCGAAAACCAUUAACUUUUAAUAAAUGGUCUGUUAACAGAAAUUAAAGUGCUUAAAAUUAUCUGCAAAUAUCACUAUUUAGUUUUUUUUUUCAGACGAACCGUUUUGUCUAAAGUGCGAGUUGAAAAUUGGCAAUUUUUAACGGUCUCUGCAAAACCGACCUUUUACAUUCCAAAACUUUAUUUUUUAUUGUAAUCCUGUCAUUUGAUACAUUUCUCCUAGUUUUUUGUAUACAUAAUUAAAAAGAAAAAAAAAAGUCAAAAUUGUACAAAUUCAGUAUUAAAAAAGGUAUGACUCUAACAAAUUGAUUACCACAAAUUAAAAUAUAUAAUAAAAAAAAUAUAAUAUAAUAAUAUGUUGUACUAAAAAAAUAAUAUUGUAGUACUUACGUUAUGAAUUAAAAAAUUUAUGACUAUGAAUAUGCAAUCAAUCACAAACAAGUCUGGCUAAUUGGCUCUGCCAAAGCCAUUUUUCAAGCAGAAAAAAAUGACUAACAAAAUAAAACUUAAAAUAUCGUGAUUAUGAAUAUUACAAAUUAUAAUACAAAAUGUUGUAUAAUUAUAAUACACAAUUAUAUGAGCCGUUGUCUUUUAGAAGGCCCUGGCUGUGGUUCUCCGGUGGCGUUGGGUCCCGAUACCUAUUCUGCUUGUUCUGGAAAAUAAAAGAGGUGGUGUCAGUUCUAAGGGAGAGCUGAGGAUGGCAACAUAGAUUGUGAGAUUAAACAUACAAGAAGUGGUGAGAUACUGACUUGUGAUCAUAUAUCAAAGAGACGUGAAUGAAUACAAAAUAACUUGUGAGAUUCUACAUACCUCUGUCUCUUUCUUCAGUCUCUUCUACGUCUAUGCCAGACGGGGCUCAGCGUUGUCACACAGUCCUUCGCAUGAUGUGCAAAUUGGGGAACAAUGGAAGCCCGCCUUCUUGCAUCCACAAUUGCGUUGGCAGCCCUUUUUACAUUUACAUGAAAUAUACCGGCGUAUUGAGUUUGCUGCAGGGUCCAAAGUGGUUGGCACUGGCUCGAGACCACUAGUAGUUUUUUUUCCACCCCACUCACUUGGAUAUUUUUGUUGCUCGUCAGGUGUGGCUUGAUAUAAGGAUAACCACUGCUGCACCUGAUAGUAAACUCUCAGUGAAUGUUCUCGUGCAGCAGCUUCGAUAGGGGGUAAUGAGGCAAUGUUGGUCUUAUUUUUGUAUGAUGAAGAUACGCAUUGUCUGUAUCUCAAAUCGUUCAGACUGGUCUCUUUUUCCAUAUAGAGCCAUGAAAAACAUGUUUCAUGCUGUGGCAAUCUCAUCUUGAUGUGCAUUAAGGUAUUUGAAAGUCUCCGUGGUUGGUUGCAAGUCUGUGUUCUUCUGUAGGACUUUAAAAAAUUUCAGUUUCCCCUGAUUAAACAAUGCAGAAGAAGUAUCACAACCACUAGUCGCAUGUAUACCCUAUUCCACGAACAUACGCCUGUUUUGGAUUACUUCGACAGCGAAUAUUUUACUGUGCAAAAUAAGAAGAACGAAAGUAAAUUGCAAAUUACAUUGUUGUUUAUUGGAAUAAUUAUUAGCGCCAUUUACUUUCGUACUUCUUAUGUUGCACAGUAAAAUAUUCGUUGUCGAAGUAACCCAAAAGAGGCGUAUGUUCGUGGAAUGGCCCAUAGUAAUAUAAGGUCCAUGAGGAUUUUCUCAGCAGCCAGGUGAGGGUUAUAUAAGCUUUGCGAAGCCUUUCCCUUUUCUGGUUUCAGAAAAAAUACAUUUUUUGUAUUAGGGUUACACAGGCCAAUCAAAAUGACCAGAAGGUCGAUAUCUUCCCCCACCACUGUUAUAUGUUCAUUUGACGGCGACAUCUCAAGAGCUGUUGUGAUAAUUAGGAUACCAGCAUCCUUUACAGAUUGUUUUGAAUCCAUUUUUGCAUCAUAAAGUUUCUCAAUUAACAUAUAAAUUAUAUCAACAGGCUUUUGUCUUAUUCCAAAAUAUAAUGUUAACUCGUUUCCAUGACAACCAUUCUUUUUUUUUUUAAAUAGACGAAUAAGUUUUUAACAUUUCUCCCGCCUAAAAAGUGGGUUUUGCAGGGACCGCUGAAAAUUACCCAUUUUCAACUCGCACUUCAGACCGAACGGCUCGUCUGAAAAAAAAACUAAAUAGUGGCAUUUGUAGAGAAUUUUAAGCACUUUAAUUUCUGUAAACCGACCAUUUACUAAAAGUUAAAUAUCGAGAUUUAAGCAAAAAAGCGGGAAAAGCAGAAAUUUUUCUCUUUUUUCGCGAUUUUUUUCAUGUUGCGUCACGAAAUUUUGUCCGCAAACCUCAUAUUCGGAUGAUAUUGUUUAAAAACAUUAAUAUUGUUGAUAUAAAAUGUUAAUAAAUUUUAUUUUUUGUUAUAAGAAUCAAAGGUAAAUAUGAUUAGGCGAAUGAAGCCUUAGGUUUCGCAGUCAAUAUCCCAACCACACACACACACUCAUAUUCGGAUUCAGCACCCCAAAAUACAUGGAAUGAAAGAAAUCAGAACUACCCCAAAACUUUCCUAGUCAAAAACACAAUUUCACUGAAUUAUUUACCUUUAUAUUGUUUAAUUAUUUAAAAUAAAGUACCUAAUUUCCGUCUGUGUUUUACCUAUGUAUAUAGACAGCUCUUUGUCUAAUUUGACGCUUCUGUUAAUUUAUUUCGAUGUGUACAAAACUGUUAUUGUUUUUGCAAAAAUUUUUAUUGGGACUGUAUUAUAAUUUUAGUUUUAAAAGACGCAAAAUUUUUAUUUCUGUAGGUAUUUGCACAUAAUAAAUUUUUUUUAUUUUAA
Molecule: messenger RNA, 20916 nt
Organism: Diabrotica virgifera virgifera (western corn rootworm)
Lineage: Eukaryota; Metazoa; Arthropoda; Insecta; Coleoptera; Chrysomelidae
Product: transportin-2
Exons: 2
Coding region: 197-2884 (895 amino acids)
Biological process (GO): protein import into nucleus
Cellular component (GO): cytoplasm; nucleus
Molecular function (GO): small GTPase binding; nuclear import signal receptor activity
Source: RefSeq, a predicted model, not a curated record